UUUGCGGCCAUUUUCUUGCAGUUCCCUGCUAGUCUAACUCCUCUCUGACUCUGCCAUUCCUGCGGCUAAUUUGUUGUCCAAUUAUCUUUACGCCACUCACGCUGGUCGUGCUUCGAGUCUGUCGCGUCGCGGUCUCCGCCCUUGACGGCGCGCCAAACGUUCGGUGCAACGCGAACUACCAAAGUGGUUACGAAUCAUCGGACGAGCUCUAGAUCUCCAGGCAUUAAAUCCAUCGAUCACCAUGGCUCCUCGAUACGCUCUGUCGGACUCCGAAGCCGAAUCAGAACUCGAUCAGCCGACAGCUCCCUCCGAUGAUGCGCUGGAGAAAGCUCUACGCGACACGGUCGCCGAAAUCUACAGAACAGGAAACAUGGAGGAAUUGACGGUCAAACGGGUGCGACUAGCAGCGGAGAAAUCUCUCCAGCUCGAACCGGGAUUUUUCAAGACCGACAACGCGUGGAAAACAAAGAGUGAGCAGAUCAUUAGGGAAGCUGUGGAAUCACAAGAUGCGGCCGGACAGUCCAACGACGAGGAGGAAGAGGAAAAAGCUCCUUCGCCCCCUCCAUCCAAAUCCAACCCCGCCAAGCGCACCAAAGCAGAUGCUUCAGCUCCGCGAAAACGACGGAAGGCGAGCACGCCAGACCCCGAAGAUGAUAAAGAGGAGGAAAAUGAGGAUGGAAAUGAAGAGCAAGGUAGCGACGCAGCGAGUGACGAAGGCAAGGAGAAAGCCAAGAAGCCCACCAAAGGGUCCAAGGCAAAGCAGGGACAGAAGUUACAGCCAAAGCCCAAGGGGAAGACUGCCGAAGUGUCUGAUGAUGCGAAGGAGCAUGAUGCGAAGGAGCAAGACACCAAGCCAUCAGAGGAGCCAAAGGUAGACCAGAAGGACGACUCAGAAAGCGAAAUGUCGGUGGUACUCGACGAGGAACCCGAGCCUACCCGCAAACGACAGAAGAGCUCUGAAGCAGCUGCACCCAAGGGCAAGAAAAAAGCAGCAGCCAAACCCAAGGACGCAGACGUCGACCCGAAUGAAGCGGAGAUCAAGCGGUUGCAAGGCUGGCUGGUCAAAUGUGGUAUCCGCAAGAUGUGGUGGCGAGAGUUGGCUCCCUACGACUCACCCAAGGCCAAGAUCAAACACCUCAAGGAGAUGCUAAAAGAUGCGGGAAUGGGAGGCAGGUAUUCGGUCGAAAAGGCGAACAGGAUCCGCGAGGAGCGCGAACUCCGAGCGGAUCUUGAACUAGUCCAGGAAGGCGCCAAACGAUGGGGGACAGGGAGUGGAGAUGAGGGCAGCGACAGCGCACAGCCCCGAAGAAGGUUGAAUCGUGGACGCAAGACCCUGGCAUUCCUAGAUAGCGAUGGCGAGGGGACGGAUUGAUGGGGUCUGUUCGACGUAUUAUCGGAUCAAGAGGUCCUUCCGGGAUGUCUGCCUGGAGCAGUCUUCUGUCGGGAAGUUGAUGUAACGAUAUCCACCAAUUUUAAAUCCGUAUGAAUCACAAUAUUCUGUGGUUCAUCGAUUGGACUUG
Messenger RNA from Aspergillus steynii IBT 23096, 1520 nucleotides. Its product is annotated as putative transcriptional regulator. Gene Ontology annotation, cellular component: nucleus. The coding region runs from base 242 to 1372 and encodes 376 amino acids. NCBI's taxonomy places the organism in Eukaryota, Fungi, Ascomycota, Eurotiomycetes, Eurotiales, Aspergillaceae. The transcript has 2 exons. The record is from RefSeq and is a predicted model, not a curated record.